GUAGAUCUGCUGGCAAGAAAAUGGACAAUACAAAUUCAUUUGCGCUGAUUAGAAUAUAAGCACAAUCGAUUGGAAUUCCUUUCCCGGGAUUGGGGGAGAAAGUUCUCCGUUUGAAGUAUAAAAGGUUAUCGAAGCAGGGAGCAAAAACGAACUGGACCGAAUGAAGAAGAUUGGCCACUAAAUGAGAUCAUCUGUAAGUUACAUGUUAUCGCAAGGACCAGGUGACCCGAUAAUGGCGCAUCCAGACUACGAGCAGCAUCACUAUCAUAACGGUUGUCUGCUAAUCCUUGUGCGCGGAAUCGGUCCACUGAAGCCGCGAUCUCUGCAGCGUGUUUUCGAACGAAUUCAGCGACUGAACAACGUCAAAAUUCCUGAUUCUUCAGGAAUAACUCGAGAUAUUUGGGUCCGAUAUAUUAGAGACCAUCCAGUGGAAAAUAAUGAUUGGGGUGAUUUCCAGCCGCAUCGGAGACUGCUGGGUUUGAUAACAGUUGGCAAAUUCGACAACCAAACCGAGCUGAAUGAAUUAUGCCGAGUACACGAAUCACUGAAGGUCAAAUACCUUCCGGACAAAACCUCCGCUUCUUCUAACUCGUCAGCUUCUUCUAUCAGCUCAACAUUUUCAUCUGGAUCAGGUGGCAGCACGGUCAGUGGAAGUUCUUCGCUCACCGAUUCUGGAACGCUGGUUAACAAAUCAACUACUACCCAGAAGUUCCCUCCGAACAUUCUCCAACCGGAGGAAAUUCCAGCCCGUUAUCGAGAAGCGAUUAUUAAUUACAGCAAGUAUCGUAACGCAGGUAUUAUCGAAACAGAAGCUGUUCUGAAAGCAGCCAGAAACUGUAUUGAACAGGGAAAAAACUUGGACGUAGCAAUGUUCCUUCAAAACGUACUUUACAUUAACCUCAACAUGACCGAACAACAGCGGGUUCGGCGGUUUGAAGUACUCACAGAUCUGUACCAGAAAAUAGGCUACAACAGAAAAGCCGCAUUCUGUCAACGACUUGCUGCCUGGCGACACGUUGCCGUUAGUAACACCAACCCUGACUGGGGCCAAAGUUAUCGACUCAUGCUGGAAAGUUUCCCAGGGUACAAGCUCGUUCUUGAACCACAACAGGUACUCGAGAGCAACAUCGGCUGGCCGGUUUUACAGAUCGAUCUUCUCCAACAGCUGGUGGGAACGGCCAGGCGGCUGAGACAAUCGGCGUUAGCUACACGGCACAUGACAUUCCUGCUGCAAACGAUGUGGCAACAUUUGAACGCACACGAUCAAAAAGAAAUGGCACUACAGCUCCAAAAUCUCAGCUCGCAGUCAGAUCCCUGCAACUGCGAGGGUGCACUGGUUCCGUUGGUAUUGGAAAAUGGAACCAUCAUACCGCCCGCGAAUCUGACAGAUCUACCCUUGUGUAGUCAACUGUUGGUAAAAGAUUUGCCGUCGUACAUGAAUCCGCUCAAGAUUGUUGAUGCCAAAGCCGAUAGUGGACCGUUCCUUUUCACGCCAAUCCACUUCAGUUCGAUGGAUCGCCGCCAGCCGAAGGACGAUAGUAAACUAUCGUUCAACUGGAUUCAGCACGAUGUGUGCGAAGUGAACUUGAAACUGACCAACCCGCUGCCCUUCGAGCUUCAGGUAACUGACAUCCGGUUACUAACAACAGGGGUAGUUUUCGAGGCAUUCCCACAAACGGUGAUGCUGCAGCCAAAUGUCUAGACAACAGUGGCCCUGCACGGAACACCUAUCGAAUCGGGAGAGCUUGAUAUUCAAGGCUACAGCACCCACACGUUAGGAGUCAAAUCGAACUGUCGCUUGAAACACAUGUUACACCGAAAUGAAUUAGUAAUUAGUCCUCAAUGAAUUUCGAUAUCAGGCGGGCGAAGGCUAGAGAUUUACCAAGAAUAGAAAUGCCGCCAAAUAUUAUUUUUAUAGGUGUAGGGGGAACUCGUCUAUGGCCGGACACCGCCUAUGACCGGACAACAUAGAUUUUUCGAAAAAACAAUAUCCUAAUAAUGUUUUAACAUCAUGAAAAUAAAGUAAAUAGUAGCCUGAUAUGGUGUUAGAAAUAUGGUAAUUCCAUCUGAAAAGGAAAACCAAUGAGAGGCAUCUGAAGCUUUUGCCUAGUAGUACGGAGAGGAUCGCCUGAACUUUGAAUUUGUAUUGUGGUCAGUUUUUUCGACUACAGAAGAUAUAACAAACAAAAAGGAAGUUCAAACGAAAUAUUAGGAAAAUUCAAAAAAAAAAAUUGUCUAUGACCUGACAAGAAAAUAUUCAAAAUUAUUUAUUAUUUCUGCUUGAUUCUUACAUUUUUUCAUCUCUAUAGCACCCUCAAAAAAUAAUUAAAAAAAAAAUUGCACCCUCAAAUGGUUAGCAGAAGAUAAGGAUUCAAUAACGAAACUGUUUUGGUCAUUGUAUGUUUCAUUCUAGUUUGUCAAAAAAACUUUUAUGGCUGGCUUCAUAAAACGUUCAGUAUUGGAAAACACGUACUCACAAGACCUGUGCAAGUGAUUUCAGUCAUUUUGCUACGUUUUUGUGCCAUUGAUGAUGAACCAUUGAGGAACCAAUAUUUACAAAAAUCUAUUUUUGAAGUUAUUGCUUAAAAACCUUAAGUGUCCGGUAGUAGACAACUUCCCCCUAAAUCUUCAAAAAAUUUAGUACCCAUUUACCUAUAUAGUUUUUACCAAAUCAGUAACAGAUAAGCGAGAUAAUUCCUGACUUUUUGAAAAUCACUCAAGAAAACUUGGACAUUCAGAUACUGACCGAACAAGUGAUACCGGAUGCCUAUACGUUUUUUGUCCGUUGUAAGAAUAAACCCUUUCUGGAACAAGCCAUUAAAACUUAUCCUUUGUCCACACCGGAUCGUUGAGAUCCGAUAGCAGAAUGCAUACCGAACCGGAGCAAAAAUGAGUGUCUCAAACCUCUACAGAUCGGAAACCAAAUUGUAAUUUAAGAAAAAAAAUAUAUACAAAAAUAUAUAAAAAUAUAC
Uranotaenia lowii is the source of this 2972-nucleotide messenger RNA. RefSeq names its product protein brunelleschi-like. Gene Ontology annotation, cellular component: trans-Golgi network. Lineage: Eukaryota; Metazoa; Arthropoda; Insecta; Diptera; Culicidae. The record is from RefSeq and is a predicted model, not a curated record.